AUGGUGACACUGCUGCAAUACAUGGAUUUUACUUUUAGCUCUGAAUACAGGGAUUUGAAAUAAGGUUUGGAUUCAGCGGUCUUGAUUCCCUCCAUUUUGACGUAAACAAAAUUUGGUUGCUGUAAAACACAGAAGUAGACUGACUUACGAAUUUUAAAAUUUGACUUGGUUUCUUUCAUAAGCCACUUCAAAGUUCUAUUUAAUGUGAUGUAAAUGCGUCACGGUUCCUUUGAGUUCAAAGCAAAGCGAAGAAUAUACGAUAUCUAUCAGGUGAAAAGAUUAAGAGCAAUGAAACCAAAAGUGUGGUGCAAUCAAACAUUGAUCUCAAAGUCGCACGCAUCCCUCGUUGUCAUUAGGAUUCAGGAGUACGUAUCCACAAUCAGUUCUUAGUCCAUCCUUUAUAAAUUUAUAAUGCUCCCCAAUUGCUGGAUAUUUUCGAACGUUUCCAGAUCCAAAAUUUUACCACGUGGCACCCUCUCAUGUAUUCUCUCCAUCACCUUUCCAGACGGUUCAAGUUUUAGAAUUCUUGAAUAUGGGGCUUAUCACGGCCAGUUCCUUGUCGUGUAUCCUUAGAAAGUGUGUUCCCCACUCAGCAAUCUCACAAGCUAAGCAAACCCAUGCCCAAAUCCUUGUUCAUGGCUUCAUCCCCAACAUCACACUUCAAACUGAUCUCUUGUUGGUCUACUCCAAAUGCGGUGUUCUUCAAGAUGCUCGCAAGGUUUUUGACAAAAUGGUUGAAAGAAAUAUGCACUCAUGGAACAUUUUGAUCGCUUCAUAUGCUCAUAAUUGUUUCUUUUACGAUGCUUUGGGUGUUUUUGAUAGUUUUUUGAAAAUGGGGUUUCGACCGGAUCAUUUCACAUUGCCUCCAGUGUUUAAGGCUUGUGCAGGAAUUGGAGAUUCUUAUCUGGGGAAGAUGCUUCACAGUUGGGUGAUUAGGAUUGGGUUUGAAGAAUAUGUGGUUGUUGGAAGCUCGGUUUUGGAUUUUUAUGCGAAAUGUGGGGGUUUAGUUGAUGCAUGGCGGUGCUUUGUUAAUAUGUCUUGGAGGGAUUCGGUUGUUUGGAAUUUGAUGAUUGUGGGGUUGGGAAAGGCUUGUUUUUUCAGGGAUGCUUUGGAAUGUUUUAGGGACAUGCUUAGUGAGGGAGUGAAGAUGGAUUCAAGGACAGUCCCAAGCAUUUUAAGCGUGUGUGGAGGGGAAGGAGACUUGAUGAAAGGCAAAGAAAUUCAUGGGCAAGUGGUUAAGAAUCAAAUUUUUGGUUGUGAGGUUGCUAUUGGAAAUUCGUUGAUUGAUAUGUAUGCAAAGUGUGGGUGCUUGCAUGAUUCAGAAAAGGUUUUCACGACAAUGAGUGAACUGAAUCUGGUGACAUGGACCUCUAUGAUAUCUUGCUAUGGGGUCCAUGGUAAAGGACAUGAAGCUUUGGCUCUUUUUAAGAAAAUGAAAUAUUGUGGAUUUCAGCCUAACUGUGUUACAAUCACUGCAAUUUUGGCUAGUUGUAGCCACUCUGGUCUUAUAGAACAAGGCCGGAAAAUUUUUUACUCAAUUAAUUUAGACUAUGGGUUUGAGCCCAGUGCAGAGCACUAUGCUUGUAUGGUGGAUCUAUUAGGUCGUUUUGGAUAUCUUGAGGAAGCUUUUGAAUUGAUAAAAAAUAUGAAGUCAGCAGCAACAGCAAGUGUUUGGGGUGCCCUGCUGGCUGGUUGUUUGAUGCACAAGAAUAUUGAGAUUGGAGAAAUUGCUGCUCAUUGCCUCUUUGAAUUGGAACCCAGAAACUCUAGCAACUAUAUAGCCUUGUGUAGUAUGUAUGAUUCUCUUGGAAUAUGGGACGGUGUUUCAAGAACCAGGGCAAAAAUGAGAGAAUUAGGAUUGGUUAAGACUCCUGGUUGUAGCUGGAUUACUGUUGCUGGAAGAGUCCAUAAAUUCUAUCAAGAGGACCUUUCUCAUCCUGAGACUCAGAUGAUAUAUGAAACAUUGCAUGGAAUUGUUAACAUACUUAUGUUGCCCAAAGGUUGGGAAUAGGGAAAUGACCAUUAAGUCCUGGCAAUCUUAGCAAAAGGCAACAAUGUUCAUUAGCAUCAUAUUUGGUGAGUGGUUGCCUCUACCAGUUAUUGAAAUUUAGAGUUGAACCAUUGUUCUUUAGCACAGGAAGCACUCUGGGGUGACCUGUUUUUCUCUUGUCAGCACAAUCAAAUGGUUUUGAACUAUAACGGAAAGAUACAUUGAAUACACUAGUAGACAGGCUGCAAAAUGAGAGAGCAGCUUUAUUUUCAAUGUUACUGUGUACACUCUGUGUUUAAAAUCUUUAGCCCAUUCACAUAUUAAAUUGCUAUUUAAUUUAAUUUAAUUUAUUUAUUUA
Molecule: messenger RNA, 2348 nt
Organism: Vitis vinifera (wine grape)
Lineage: Eukaryota; Viridiplantae; Streptophyta; Magnoliopsida; Vitales; Vitaceae
Product: pentatricopeptide repeat-containing protein At5g04780, mitochondrial
Exons: 1
Coding region: 533-2011 (492 amino acids)
Biological process (GO): RNA modification
Molecular function (GO): protein binding; RNA binding
Source: RefSeq, a predicted model, not a curated record